Molecule: messenger RNA, 3195 nt
Organism: Mesorhabditis spiculigera
Lineage: Eukaryota; Metazoa; Nematoda; Chromadorea; Rhabditida; Rhabditidae
Source: the annotation of a GenBank genome assembly
AUGCCGGAAGCUCGAGAGCUGGCAAUAGUACUCGGGGAGCUGGAUGGCCUGGUGGCCGCCUGCAGGGGUCCCAGGGCCGUGGCGAGGGGCGAGGAAGAGGCACGAGAGACGCUGCUGCUCAGCCUCACCUCGGCAAGGAUGGGAAUACACCGGGAAGACAGAAGCGCAGGCGUGCCGAUCUACCUGAAAGCAGUCUUGGACGUGAUCCUCUGUGGCGCGACGACCGCAGAGUUGACAAAUGGAGCGCUCGCCACGGUGACAGCCUUGAUCAAGAGGGGCUUCUUGUGUGAUCCUUACAUUGCAAAUGCCCAACGGUCCGUCGAAGCAAUCGCCAGCGCGGUUACACACGCCCGUUUCACAGGCGGUGCUAGCCGAAGCGGAGACGAGUGUGUAUUGUUCAAUAUAUUGGCGGCGCUGCAGGAGCUUCUGACUUCUUCAUCGGGCCCUCUGCUUUCCGACGCGGCGAUCUGCGACAUACUGCAAAGCUGCUUUAGAAUUUGCUUUGCCGAUGACCAGUCAUUGAUACUGAGGGAAGCAGCAAAACAAACUCUGGAAUCCAUGUUCGUCUGCAUUUUCAAGCGCUUCCGUGAAUUGGCCACAAAUGAUGAUCGCGACGAACAAAAGCUCCGACGUGCGAUGGCCAGCCUUAGCAUCGAGAGCAUGAGGGAGGACAGCGAUGAGGCUCGGGAUUGCGAUGUUGAUGAGACCCAACUGUCUACAACAUUUGAAGAUCCUUCUAAAUACGGUCAACCUUGUGCGGUUGAAGCAUUUUGCUUUAUCUCUGGAUUGAUAAACCCGCGUGAUGAGAGAAACGACGAAAGGGUGAUCACGCUUGGGUUGGAACUGCUGCUUCUCGACUCGACCGACCUACGUGUCCUCGCCCGCGUGGCUCGUGUCGCAUUUCAAUUAUUCGACCGCAGUCGGCAACAACUGAAGCUCCAGAUGGAGGCCUACUUCCAGAAGUUGCAGACGAUUCUUGCUAGCCCACCGGAUAUCAACUCGUACGAAAAGAAGGAAUUUGCGCUUUCGGCGCUUGCGCGGCUCUGGCGAAUCCCAGGAAUAAUGAACGAGAUUUAUUUCAAUUACGACAACGAGCUUUACCACAGCAAUCUCUUCGAGGAUGUCGUCAAGCGCUUCUCGGAGAACGCCUUCCCGCUCCAUGAUAAGGAGUCGAUGUCAUUUCUAGGUUUUGAGGCGUUACUAGCGAUUAUCGCAUGGCUGGAGAGGGACGUACGAUUUCACACAGCGGAGGUCGAAUCCCCUGAAUUGGCUUUGGCUCGAACUAAAGCCUAUGCGCGCAAGAAGAAGAAGGAUAUUAUUGCUGAGGCGUCGAACAUAUUCAAUACCAAUCCAAAGAAAGGCAUUACGUUUCUGCGUGAGAAGGGUCUUAUCGGCAGCGAUCCGCGCGCAGUGGCUGAAUGGCUGAGGAUGAAUCCGCUUCUUGACAAGAAAUUAAUAGCCGAUUACAUUAGCGACCGAAAGAACAAUGAGGUUUUGAAAGCCUACGUAUGCUCAUUCGACUUCACCAAUACGCGCCUUGACCAGGCCCUGCGCGUAUUCCUGGAAACUUUCCGCCUGCCCGGGGAGUCUGGUGAAAUUACGAAAGUGAUGACGCAUUUCGCUGAGCACUGGUACCACUCGAACAAUGCGCCGUUUGCCGACCCGGAUGCCGCAUUCACGCUCUCCUAUGCCGUUAUUAUGCUCAAUACCGACCAGUACAAUCCGCAGGUUGGCCUCAAUCAGCCUCGUAUGACGGUCGAUUCGUUUGUGAAUAACUUGAGAGGCACUAACGGUGCCGGAAAUUUUGACCCGAAGAUGCUACAAGAGAUCUUCUAUUCGAUACAGCGUGAGGAGAUCGUGAUGCCAUCCGAACGAACGGGACUCGUCAAGGAGGAGUAUAUCUGGAGAACGCUUUUAGAAAGGUCUGGCACAACUGAGGGAUGCUAUCAUCGGAUGCCGGCUGGCUGGAACGACAAGGAACUGUUUCGUGUGGCCUGGGGACCGGUCGUUUCGGCUCUCUCCUGUUUUUACGACAAAUGGGAUGAUCCGGAAAUCACAAAGAUGGUGAUUCUUGGAUGCCAUAGUUGCGCUCGCGUGGCUGAUCUCCUAGGGAUUCCUCAGGCCCUCGACAGCGUCGUCAUCAUGUUGUGCAGGGCCAGUGGGCUGAUCCCGAACACGGACGAAAUUCAUGAAGAAGGGCUCAAAAGAAGUUGUCCCACCGAUGGCCCCCAUGAGUUGGGCCUGGCCCUCGGCGAAGAUUCGAAGGCGAUAGCUGCUGUCCAGACGAUCUUCGAACUGAUGCUGGCUUACGGGCAAACAUUGCACGAGGGCUGGACCUACGUCGUUGACUGCCUGAUUCAACUAUAUCGAGCGCGUAUGUUGCCGGCUGAAUUCACGGUCGUGGUAGAUUAUGUUGCGGUGACCGGAACCGUCAGCAUCAAUCGAGAAUAUCCUCGAGCGAUGAAAGCCUCGAAAAGUGAAUCUAACUUCCUCACGUGGUUCCUGUUUGGAAGUGGUGCCGACUUGGAAACACCUACGCAGCAUCAGCGGCACUUUUGGGAAGAGGACCGCUACAAGGCGGCUAAAAAAGCACUCGACCGAUGUAAGCUUCAAGACGUCAUCGGACUCUCCAGCGCCCUGCCCUACUCUGCAAUCACGGGCUUCAUGUCGGCCAUUUUACAAGUGAGCCAAGGGAUCAUUGCUGGUCUUGAGGAAACUCGCUUGUCGGACCAUCCGACAGCCGAGGACUCGUUGACAUUUUGCCUCGAACUCUCCGGAAAGUUGUUAUUGGCUAACCAGUAUCGACUCGAUGACUUGUGGCCACAAAUUCGCGCUCAUCUGAAAUGGAUCUUCGAGCGGCUGCCGGCGAGAAGCAGCCAGUUGACGGGCAGGGCUAUCGUCGUACUUUUGAAUAUCAUCGACGAGGCGUUCGAAGACUCCCUUCAAAAUGAAGAACGGCUCUCCUCCUUGAAAUGGUUCUUGGAACUGCCCGAGCAAAUUUUCGUCAUUCACUCCCAACAAAUUGCCAAAGGGCUUGCACACCUUAUACGCCGACAUGCGGUGGCGUUGCGCAAAUCGGCACAUUGGAUUCUCAUCACUUCCCUGCUUGAGACCGCUCGCCUGGCCCCCCACCAAGAUAUGAAGCUCAACCAAGACGGCGCCGACCGGACCGCGCUCAAAAAUGAUGAACCCGAA